Carassius auratus (goldfish) is the source of this 5132-nucleotide messenger RNA. Its product is annotated as protein EFR3 homolog A-like. The record is from RefSeq and is a predicted model, not a curated record. Gene Ontology annotation, biological process: protein localization to plasma membrane. The coding region runs from base 192 to 2618 and encodes 808 amino acids. The transcript has 24 exons. Gene Ontology annotation, cellular component: plasma membrane. Lineage: Eukaryota; Metazoa; Chordata; Actinopteri; Cypriniformes; Cyprinidae.
UGCCGCUCGACGAUCACUUCCGUGUUGGCGAGUCCCGACGUCACGCGGAAUGUGAAGCAGGAAACACGGAUGUGUUGCGCUUAAUCUGCAUCUACAGACGUCCUCCGAUCCAUAUGUUAAACCCAAACCACCUUUCAAGCUGAUCUGAUCCAAACGCACUGCUUCGGACGCGGACGUAACCGAGUGGAGGAAUGCCUACCGGUGUGUGUGGAUGUUGUGGUCCUCUGAGGCCACGCUACAAACGUCUAGUGGACAACAUUUUCCCAGAGGACCCCAAGGAUGGACUGGUGAAAUCUGACAUGGAAAAGCUGACUUUUUAUGCAGUGUCAGCACCAGAGAAGCUGGACCGCAUCGGUGCGUACCUGGCCGAACGCCUCAGCAGAGAUGUGGUACGCCAUCGCUACGGGUACGUGGUAAUCGCGAUGGAAGCGUUGGAUCAGUUGUUGAUGGCGUGUCAUUCCCAGAGUAUCAAGCCGUUUGUGGAGAGCUUCUUACACAUGGUGGCCAAACUGCUGGAAUCCGGAGAACCCGAUUUACAAGUGCUGGGAACCAACUCCUUUGUGAAGUUUGCAAACAUUGAGGAGGAUACGCCAUCAUACCAUCGCAGAUAUGACUUUUUCGUCUCUCAGUUCAGUGCCAUGUGUCACUCCACACACGAUGACCCCGAAACUCGCGACAGGAUCCGUGUAGCAGGCAUUAAGGGUCUCCAGGGUGUCGUCAGAAAGACUGUGAAUGAUGAACUUCAGGCAAUCAUCUGGGAACCUCAACACAUGGAAAAACUCAUCCCCUCCAUGCUCUUCAACAUGCAAGAUAACGAGGACUCCGAGAGGUCUGGAGAGGAAAAUCCGGCUUCACUGGCGGAGAGUUGCUUUCGAGAGUUGCUGGGCCGCGCUGCUUAUGGCAACAUGAACAACGCCGUGCACCCUGUACUGGUGCAUUUAGACAACCAUCAUCUAUGGGACCCAAAUGAUUUUGCUGUUUCCUGUUUCAGGAUAAUCAUGUACUCAAUACAGGCCCAGCAUUCUCACCAUGUGAUCCAGCAAGUGUUGUCUCACCUUGACACCCACAGUAAGGACACCCCACGUGUGAGGGCAGGUAUCGUUCAGGUGCUGCUGGAGACGGUUGCAAUCGCAGCCAAGGGCUCCAUCGGUCCCACAGUCCUGGAGGUGUUUAACACCCUGCUAAAGCAUCUGCGUAUGAGUGUGGAUUUUGAGCUGGGCGACGGAUCCCGCAGGAACUCCGCGAGCAGCCAUUCCUCCACCCGCACCAAAGAGAGCGAGGAGCGGAUCGUCCAGAACGCCAUCAUCCAAACCAUCGGUUUCUUUGGAGGAAAUCUUCCUGACUAUCAGAGAGCUGAAGUGAUGAUGUUCAUUAUGGGGAAAGUUCCUGUUUACGGCACGCCAUGUCACACGCUGGAUACAGUCAAGAUCGGGCAUCAGGGCACUAAGAGAAUCCAGGCAAUGCUGUUAAGUUCUCUCAUUAUGGUUACGUCAGGGUUUAAGUGUAAAACGAUGUGUGCUGGCCUGCCCGUGUCGUUUCUGGAGCCGUUAUGCUCCAUCUCUUUGAUGGAAGACAGUGAACUCCGGCAGCUCGUCUUGGAGAUUCUGCACAACAUCAUUGAUCGGCAUGACAACAGAGCCAAACUCAGAGGGAUCCGGAUUAUUCCUAAUGUAGCCGCUCUGAAGAUCAAGAGAGAAAAAAUCUCCAAACAGGAUGUGGUCUUCAUGAAAAAGCACGGGCAGCAGCUAUACAGACACAUCUAUUUGGGCUGUAAGGAGGAAGAUAAUGUGCAGAAGAAUUUUGAGUUGCUUUUCACAGCUCUGGCAUUGAUCACUAUUGAACUGGCCAAUGAGGAGGUGGUGAUUGAUCUCAUGCGCCUGUCCAUUGCCCUGCAGGAUAUGGCACUGGCCAAUGAGGAGAACAUGCCAAUGUUUAUUCGCUGUGGAAUCAUGGCACUGGUCGCCGCAUACCUCAACUUCCUCAGUCAGAUGAUUGCAAAUCCCCCUUUCUGCCAACACGUCAGCAAGGUGAUCGAGAUGAGAAAUCUAGAUGCUCCGCACCUUCUGCCAGAACAGGUCUUCAGAGAGAAGUGUGUGUUCCCAGACUCUUUAGACCGGGACGACGUUGGUUUGUAUUUUCAGACAGCUGAUCUGGCAGAAGCUCUGUCUGUACCUGGAUAUAACGUAGAGAGACUGGCCAUACCGUACAUACCGCAGGUUACAGAUGAAGAUCGACUGUCCCGUAGGAAGAGUUUUGUCGACACUAUUUCUCUCCAAGUUGACAUCCUUUCCAACAGCUUGCCUGAUCAGUCUCAGCUUGCAGAGGAGAUCACAUUUGAGACCCUGAAGAAGGCCAUUGAUACCACAGGUCUGGAGGAACAGGAGAGGGAGAGGAGACGGCAGGUGAUGGAGAAGUUCCAGAAGGCUCCGUUUGAAGAGAUUGCCGCCCACUGCGAGUCCAAGGCCAAUAUGCUGCACGAUCGCUUGGCUCAGAUAUUUGAACUCACCAUACGCCCUCCCCCGAGCCCAUCGGGCACCGUGACGGUGACGUCAGGCCACGCCCAGUACCAGUCUGUGCCAGUCUACGAAAUGAAGUUCCCUGACCUCUGCGUGUACUGAACCACGACCUUUCACCUUAACUGUAUCACACAGACUCAACCUUGACAUGUGACCGCUGACCUUAAUCACACUUUGUUUGGUCCUAUGACCUCAAACUCACCUGAGCCACUCAUCUUCAUUAGACACCUUUCAAUAUGAACGUCGCUUACAUUCAUGUCCAGCAGAAAGACUGGACGAGCAGUUCAUGCCUCCAUUCUGCACCAGCCAGCACGCAGAGCUUUACAACCAGCUGUCCAAUCAUACACCAGCUCUAUAGAAUCAUGUGAAUCAUAUAUGUGUGGUUUUCAGUUUGAUUCUUGCACUAAACGGCAGCUCCAAGAAUCAAACAGAGUCUUUUAAACAUUUGAUUCCCCAGCCUUUUAAUCUGUUGCUUUAUAGGAGUCAUUUAGAAAAUGACUGGCUCUGGAUUUAUUAAGGGAACUUAAUUGCUAGCAUUAGCUUAAGUGCUAGUUUAUGUUCAUUAACUCUCAUUUCUAAGCCAUCAUCAGCAGAGAAAUUUGAACAUAGUAUAGAUUUCGUCUCGCUUAAAUCUCUCCUAUAUAAAUGAUUAUAGUGUAUAGUAUUGCAGAGUAUAGUAUAGCCUAUUUUUGACAAACACACAUACUUUUAGAUAAAAUGAUUGCUGAUAGAUGCAGAGUGUUAUUUGUGUUCUGUUUGCAUGGCUUAGCCAAUGUUUCAGUGCAAACGUUUGUGAGUUUAGGUCUUUAUUAUUCUACAGUUAGCCUUUAACUUCAAUGUUGUGGAUGUCAACGGGGCUUUUGUUCACCCAGAGUUCUUAGUGAUCACUAUGCUCUCGCAUUUUGCCUUCACUGUAUAGAGAAACCAAAACAUUUGCUUUUCAUCACCAAAGAGCUCCGCCCACGCACUUCCUUUAUGGCCACACAUGGUCACCAAUCAGAAAGUGAAUUCUCAGUAAGUGAAAGGGCACGAACUAAAACCUUCUUGAAUUAAAACCUCAGAACAGUUGCUAGAAAAUCGGGAGCUGAAAAUAUAUGUAUUAUCAGUGAUAAGAUGAUCUGCAUUCAUCAACCAGGCGGUUCUUUUUUUUUUUUUAAAGAGCCAAAAAGACGUUUAAAUGCAUUUUUGCUUUUCAGGUGACUUCAUUCAUGUACCUUGGACAAAAAAAAAAAAAAAAGUGUGACUGUAAGAUGCUGAAAUACUUUUGCUGGAAAUGUUUCACAUCAUUUGAGCUUCCUGUGGUGAGAGCUGUGAUCAAUUUCAGUUGAUUUUAGCUGGUAGAAACAUGUCUGUGCGGGACCAUUUAGGACAUUUUGGUUGAUCCUGAGGUGCUUUUCAUGGAUUCUGUUGGUAUGUUGUCAAAUGAUUGCCUUGUCUUUGUUUUCAGAAUGUUUAUGUGGAUGGACCGCCAAGUGAGCAAACACAAAUUGGGCGCAUUUGUAUGCUGAUUAUGGAUUCUGUAAUGAUGAUGAAAUGCUGUUGCCAUUUUUGGGGGUUGUGAAAUGUUUCAGUGGUCCAACUAUUUGUGUCCAGAGACUUGCACUGCAUUGUGGGAUUUGUAUGCACAGAAGGUAAAGAAUGAAUGUAUUUAAAGGUCAGACCUCACAGAUAGCUUGUUCUAAAUGCUCAAUAGGAUCGAUUUCAUGUCUGCUAUAAUUUCCAUAAAUUGAUGGCUAUAAAAUGGCAGAUUAACUGCCUUGAUUAUGAUCUGUCUUGUUGAUUGAAGAAAGUCAGAAGUGUGAAAGGAAGGACUUCAAUGACAAAAUGUUGGUGGACUGGAAAUAGUCAGUAGUUGACCUUUGGCCCUUGUGUAUUUCUCUUGGUAACUUGCUGCAUUUCAAUAGAAGUUGCUUUGCAACAAUAUGCGUAAAAACUAUUUAAUGCUGUGAUGAAAUAAGAAACAUUAUUUCUGUGGAAAUAUAAAAGCAUAAAUAAUUUCUAGAUUAAUGCAAUAUUUUUUUGGUGUAAUAUAAAAUAGGAAUGUGUUGUUUGAAACAUCAUCUGUAAUGCACCUUUAGAGAUUUGUGUGUGUGUGGUCUGUGUAUGCGUGUCAAAGGGAUACUUUUUUUUUUUACAUCAGUGAAGGGAAAUCUUGUUAAGGGUCUUACUGUAACUGCUAAGAUAAUUUUUAGUGUAAUUCACAAUAUCUGUUUUUUUUUUCAUCCUCAACGGAACUUUACGGUACUUUAGCAUUUAUCACAUGGUUUGUCUGAAACUUAUCUUUAGUUCUGUUUUAUCUAUAACUGUAACUUUUUUUUCUGUAUUUAUGGGAGAGAAGGGAAAAAUAUGUUAGGUUGAUGGUGAUGUGUCAGUAUGAACAGAAAUGGUUUUGUGGUCUUCCAUGUGAAGAUAGUCCAGGGGACAAGCAUAUGUGUUCAUGCAUCAGGCUAGAUUUGAAAUGUGUAAUGGUAUGAACCACUGCAGUGUUGCUACAGAUAGUAAAAAAGUUACCAUAAAAUCUCCAGGUGUUAAUUAGCCAUAUCAAGGUUCGCCACAUUAAUGUGCAAUGGGAUUUUAUGUACGAGAUCUUAAAGUCUUAAUAAAUAUUUUGUAUUU